Messenger RNA from Trachymyrmex septentrionalis, 1389 nucleotides. RefSeq lists its product as uncharacterized. NCBI's taxonomy places the organism in Eukaryota, Metazoa, Arthropoda, Insecta, Hymenoptera, Formicidae. The coding region runs from base 59 to 1309 and encodes 416 amino acids. The record is from RefSeq and is a predicted model, not a curated record. The transcript has 5 exons.
CAUAUGAAACAUCUAGGAAAUACAAUAUAUUUCUAAAUGAUAUUGGAAGAAGCUUAAAAUGCUAAAUCAAAAAGCAGUUAUAUUACUGUUAAUAAUUCAGAUUUGUAUCUUACAAACAAUUUCACAUGCAAUUGAUGUACGGGAUACCAAAGUCUUUGAAAUUGCGUUGGAUGAUGUAAAUUACGACGAAGAGAAUGAAAACGAAAUGAUUCAACCAGUGGAUCUUGCGGAUUUGAAAUCUUUUGUAAAAGACGAAAGCAAAUAUGAACCAUUACAUUCUCAUGUAAAAUAUUACAAUGAGCUUAACGCCAGAAAUAAAAACCGGUAUUCAGAUAUAUUGCUGCUGCAACCACGUAUGAAAGAAAUAUUCAAUUUGGAACAAGAAAAUAAACCAUUUAUUGCUGGUUUUAAGCAUAAUUUAGAUAAGAACAAGAGAAAUGUACGGAAUUUUGAGAGAUUACAGAAUUAUAGAAAAGAUACAAAUGUUGCCAUAGACAAAAGUGUAAAAAGCAUUAGAAUAAAACGCGAAGAGAUAACAAAUCAUUAUGGAAUAAUAAAUAAAGAGAUGGAUUUUUUCCAAGUUAUAAGAGAUAGGAAUAUUACAACUAGUAAAACAGAAACAACGGAAUAUUUCGUGAUAACGCAAGAGGCACAAUAUAACUUAUACGAAUAUGACCAAAAAACUGCAAGUAAAGAAAUAAAAAUUACUCUGGAUCAGUUUUUAAUUUCGAAAAGAAGACCUAGAGUUGCAGAUAAAAAGAAUUCUCAUAAAGAUUCAUACGAUGAAUAUAAUAGACUUAAAAUGGAAUACGAACAGCAGCUGGAAUAUGACAUAAAGGAAGGAAAAGUACUGAAUUAUAGUCAGAAAGAAUCGAAGGAUAUGCCAAAAGAAGCAUUGAAAAGAUUAAUAGAUUUAAAACGGUCAAAAAAUUGUACAAAGAAAGAACUGAGCCAAAUCGGAAUCAAAGCAAUAGAAUGUCUUUUAUACGAUUUUCAGCGCACGAAAGACAUAAUGACCGCGAAGAUGAUUCUUUCGAGGACAUGGUUGGUUCUCCGAAUUUGGUUGUUAAUUUAUAUUUCUUUCGCAAUUCCUUGUUGGUGUCAAAGAGGAUGGUGUUGCUGCUGUUUCCGUUGUAAAUUUUGUUUUCCACGAAAAAGGAUCAUGCUCAUCAAACAAUAUUACGCAAUGAAUCCACCUGGCAUUUUCGUGAAGGAUUUAAAAAAGGUGAAAGAACCUGUUAAAUAUGAACCUACUGAAUAUGAAUACAAUACAUACAAGACUUUCGAAACUGCAAUAAGAAAUAUAUGAAUAUUAAUACAUUCGUUAUUUGCUAAUCGGAUAUAAUUUAAGAUAAAUCUAAUUCAGAUAUCCGUUGAUUUAUAUGUUUA